CAUUGUUUUUAUUCUCUUGAGGUAAUAAAAUUAAAAAGUUAAUCUUGAACUUAAAUUUCAAAACGAAAUAUUUAUUACUAAAAGUAAGAUAAGAUAUUGUGAAAGAUUUGUCCAUUGGGGACGAAGAAUAUAAAGCAAGUUUCACCAAUGGCGAAAAGCCGCGUGGAAUUGAAGACGACGCAGUUAUUAUGUGUUAUAUUUUGUUUAUUUCUAUCGAGUGGGUUAGCAGAGAAGGCGACGGAGGCCAAGGAUGAAACGAAAAAGAACGAAGAAAUUAGUAAGGAUGAUUCUUCAAACGACAAGGCAUCAAAGUUGCAGAUUAUUCCUGGCUUCGGCGGUCACGGCUUCGGUGGUGGUCAUUUAUAUGGGGGUCAUUUCGGAGGCCAUCACGAACAUUAUUGGGGACCAGGUGGUGAUCAUACGGCCGAAAUUGGGCCACAUACGCCGCCUAUUAAUAUAGGCCCUCACGCGCCCCCGGUCCAUAUUGGUCCUCACGUACCGGCCGUGCAUUUGGGCCCCAGAGUUCCGACCAUACAUGUAGGUACCCAUGCACCACUUUUACAUGUACGGCCCCAUACACCUUUCGUCCAUAUGGCCCCACCUGUGCCAAUGGUCAACGCAUUUUCGCCUGGACAUCCAGUGCACGUGAUGUCCCCCUCCACCGUGUAUCAUCAACCACCAAUUGUCUACCACCACCCUCACAUUGUCCCUCAUGCCCACCAGGACUUUGCCGCGCCUGUAGCCAUGCCUGUUGCUGGUUAUGGUGGCUUUGGAGGUUUUGGGGGCUUUGGAGGUGGAUUCGGAGGUGGAUUCGUAGGCUAUCCCGGCGCUGGGGCUGGGUUCGGUGGCCCUGUUUUUGGUGCUGGAUUUGGUCGUUCCAUGAUACCCAUGAUUCCAUUCGAAGCACCAUUUGCCGACAAUGACGACGAUGACGAUAAUGACGACGACGACGAAAAAAGUGACGAUGACGACGGUAAAAGUGACGAUGACGAUAAAAACGACGACGAUAAUGCCAACAAAGAAACAAAGGAUAAUGAUGAGAAGAGCGACGACGAAAAUAGCGAAAAAGAAUCGAAAAAGGAAAAGAGAAGUCCGGGACAUUACCUGCAAAAACGUCAAUUUGGAGGGUGGCACCCUUACUCACAUAUGGUGAAUGUUGGUCCCCACACUCCACCUAUUCAUGUUGGGCCACAUUACCCACCAGUUCACAUCGGUCCCCACGUUCCUGCCGUUCAUAUUGGGCCCCAUGUCCCAGUGAUUAACGUUCCAUCUCAUGUCCCUGCAAUUCAUGUCAGACCACGUGUUCCCGCAGUACAUCUUGGUCCCCCGGUCCCAAUCGUCAACGCUGGGAACCAUUUCCCUGCCGUUCACAUCACCUCCCCACCCACUAUCUAUCACCGACCUCCAAUUGUUGUGCAUCAACCUCAUAUUGUACAUGGCCCGGCUGCAUUGCCUCCAGGAUUUGGUGCACCCCCGCCGCCUGAAGCAGGUCUGAUACACCCAGAGGCCGCACCUGUUCCAAUGCCAGGCGGACCAUUUGGAGGCCCGCCUCCCGUCUUGGCAAGUUCCGGACCAUUCGCAUCCGCGCCAUUUGCAGCCCCUGGACCUGUAGGUCCAGUUGCUAGUCCAUUGCUUGGCCCUGGACCAUUACCUGGCCCAAUGUCUGGACCAUUACCUGGCCCUGGUCCAUUGCCUGGCCCUGGUCCAUUACCUGGCCCCGGAGCAUUACCUGGCCCUGGUCCCUUAACUGGCCCUGGUCCCUUAACUGGCCCUGGUCCCUUAGCUGGCCCUGGACCGUUACCUGGCCCUUUUCCCAUGGGACCACCAUUGGCCAAGAGAUCACAAGUCCCGUCAUAUAACAAAAAAUUUUCACUUCGUACUUUGCUGAACUCAGUACGAAGUCGUCGCCAAGCAUCAAACAGUGACAGCGUCAUAUUUGUCCAUCCGAACGGUCACAAUGGUAAACCGUCACCGUCAGCUCCUGGACUCGGUACUGCCGGGGGUCGUUCCAGUUCUCCUCUGGAUGGUACGUCCAACCCUGAGCUGGAAAACCUAAAAGGUGAGCCUGGCACAUCAGCCUUUGGAGAUCUUGGUGCAGGGAUGGGAGGACCAGGUCUGGGAGGUGCUGGUGAGCGAAGUUUAUCCCCCCUUGGCAUGGCACCUCACGGGCUUGGUGGUCAAGGUGGCAAUGAGGGUGCUGGCAUGGAUGGGCCAGGUGGAGAGUCCACCGCAGGCUUUGGUGGCUUACCAGGAGGAUUAGGAGGUAUGGGAGGAGGAGGUAUGGGAGGAGGAGGUGGAAUGCCCCCAGGUCUUGCUGGCAUGGGAGGUGGAUUAGGAGGUGGCCUAGGUGGUGGUUUAGGUGGUGGUUUAGGUGGUGGUGCCGGCCUUGGGGGUCUUGGAGGCCCAGGAGGUUUAGCUGGCGCUUUAGGAGGCGGUGGUUCUGAAGGUCCCAUGGGAGAUAGCCCAAUGGGUGGACUCGGUGGUCUCGGUGGUGGGCCAGAAGGUGGGCCAGAAGGCGGACUCCCAGGUGGUUUAGCUGGAUUGGGAGGUGGUGGCUUAGGUGGAGGUGGACCCUUAGGUGGAGGUGGACCCUUAGGCGGUGGCUUAGGUGGCCUAGGCGGUGGUCUUGGAGGAGGGUUGGGUGGUGGAUUAGGUGGAGGCUUAGGUGGAGGUUUAGGUGGCAGUCUGGGAGGCGGCAUGGGUAUGAGGUCUAAAGUGGAGAAACCCAAACAUCAUAAAAGAAUCGAUGUCAGUCAUUUAAAACUCGAUAAAGGUGAAAGGAAAGAAAUUGUUAAGAAGAAUGAGAUCCCGGUACCUAGUUUUAAGAAAUGAAAAACACCGGAAAUCGCGAUUCUAAAGAACCCAGGAUACGAAUGUAAAGAACUUGGACUUUUUAGUUGAAGAGUCUACAUUCGGUCAGUAUUCAACAAAAACAUAUGUGUAAAAAUUGAUUGCCAUGUGUUUGCAGCUGUUUGCAAAAAUUUUCUUAGAAAUACGUUGAAUCUAGCAACGAUUCUCUAUUUCUCAGAAUCAUUUUUGAAAUUGGCAUUUUUAAUUGAUGAAUCUCUGGUGGUCCUGUGAACUCGUACCACAUAAUCUGAUCAUCACUAAUUAUUUGAUGGUUUUAUAGAUAAAACUGUGGUAAAAUAGAUAAAAGCAAUCUGUAAACUCUAUAUGUACAUUUUUUAACCAUAAAUAGAGAAAUAUCUGAAAUUAUAUAACACAUUG
This is a messenger RNA of Dendronephthya gigantea, 3228 nucleotides long. RefSeq names its product protein pygopus-like. The record is from RefSeq and is a predicted model, not a curated record. The transcript has 4 exons. NCBI's taxonomy places the organism in Eukaryota, Metazoa, Cnidaria, Anthozoa, Malacalcyonacea, Nephtheidae. The coding region runs from base 148 to 2832 and encodes 894 amino acids.